Messenger RNA from Cyprinus carpio (common carp), 1744 nucleotides. RefSeq names its product LETM1 domain-containing protein 1 (gene letmd1). The record is from RefSeq and is a predicted model, not a curated record. Gene Ontology annotation, molecular function: ribosome binding. Gene Ontology annotation, biological process: intracellular monoatomic cation homeostasis. Gene Ontology annotation, cellular component: mitochondrial inner membrane. Lineage: Eukaryota; Metazoa; Chordata; Actinopteri; Cypriniformes; Cyprinidae.
GAAGACACGCCCACGUAAUCUGUCAGCUGUUCAGUCCAAGAUGGCGCUGUCCUGUAGAGGGGUGUGCCGCGGAGCUUCACUGGUCUUACUGUACGGAAAACGACCUGUCGGGGUCAAAGCAAGCCUCUGCACGCCUAGACUCGUUUCCACAACAUCCAGUAGUUUGUGGUUUGUUAGACAUUACUCACCUUCACAAGCAAGACAUGGAAUUGGUCGAAGUGUAGUGUCCGGUCUGAAAUGGGCCAAUGAGAAAUAUGAGAGAUUCCUGCAACGUCGCUUUCCAAGAUUUUACGCUCUCUAUCACACUUUUAUGAGAGGUUUCCGACUCCUGUUUCAAGAUGGUAAGAAAGUGAGAAGAAUCGUAGUCUGCAUGCUCAGUGAAAAAACAGAUUACCAGAAUUUGCAUUACCGUGAUAUGGAGAAAAUCAGGCAGGUACGCAGGGACUUAAUCAAAGCCAUCCCAUUGGUCAUCUUAUCAAUACCUCCUUUUGCCAACUAUAUGGUCUUCAUCCUUAUGUACCUCUAUCCUCGCCAGCUUCUGAUCCGGCACUUCUGGACCCCACAGCAGCUGGUGGAGUUUCAGGGGGUGUAUCAUACCCAGAGAGCACAGCACCACUGGGCUAUAGUCAAAGGGCUAGAGAGCACGUCAACAUCUGUCCAAGACAGCCGCCUCAAAAGCCGCCUCAUGGAGCUCUGCAGUAAGGUCCGAAGUGGAGUCCAUCCUGUGGUGUCUGAUGUCCAUGCAGUGAGAACUUUGUUCUCUGGGCCUCCCUUGGGUAUCAGAAAAAUGUAUGCAGAUCAGACGAGGCACCUGUGUCCUUUGCUUUUCCUGACGCCCCGCCUCCCAGCCUUCUGGAUUCGUCGACGCUUGAAAAGCCACGCCUUAGAACUCAUGCAGCUUGACCGCGCCAUUGUUCGAUUAGGAGUGCACCAAUUAAAUGACGCGGAGCUCAGAGAGGCGUGUUACACGAGAGGACUGAAUCCUGACCGUCUGAGUCCCGGACAGUGCCGGGAAUGGCUCACACAGUGGUUGCAGUUCUCAACACACCUUAAAGAGUCAGAGACCUCCCUCUAUCUGCACUGUAUGGUGCUGCUCACUGUAAACUACACUAAACAGCCACGCCACUGACCACAGAAAGAAGUAGAUGACUUCUCUUUCUAAUGCCCAGUGCUGAAAAUCCACCAAAACACCCAAAGGCAAAACACCAUGGGAACAAACAGACUCAUGUUUGCAAAUCCAAGCAGGGCAAAACCUUUUCUUUUCUUUUUUUUACCAUGAGUCCUUUGGCUAUAGAUAGGACGGUCAUUGUCACUGAAAGAUGUCAUCGGGAUUCUGGAACUUGUGGAAUAAUUUCAUUAAUUUGUUUUCUUCCAUAUAGACAGGCUGUGUAAUUAGUGACGUACAUUUACACUAUGAGAGGUUCGAACCACAUCUGAGACAAAAAGCACACUGAACAGAUGCCAAAUGCAACCAUUUGGAAUUAAAACUCAUUGGUUUUAUCUUGAAAAAUUUUCAUUCUGAAUAUUUAUUCUGCUAACAAUAGCUGUAAUAAUUUACAGUCAUUCGUGAAUUUCGUUUUGAGGCAUUUUGUAACUUUGUUUAAAAUAUGCACUGACAAGUAUCACCUAUCACAUUUAUUUUUCUAAUGUCUCUCUCGGAUUGCUUAAAAUGUUUUACUAUAGAAAUCCCAUUUUUUGUGUUUUAAAUCAGAUGCCAGGACUGAAAAAGGAGUUUAAAGAAUUU